AUGGAAGCAGUAAAAGUUACACGAGUGCCACCACCUCCAUGGAUCGACCACAAAUUCAUAGAAUUUGCCAUCAGUAAUAAAGAAAAGGUGAAAGUUACUGUAGAAAACAUGAACAUUCAACACGCAAAUGCAGAAGGAAUUGGCUAUGGAAGCUUGAUGUACAGAAUUACCGCAUUCGCAAAGUAUGGAAAUAGUGAGAAAGCAAGGAAAAUAUCCAUAAUCGUGAAAACAGCCCUUGAAACUGGAGCAAUGAAGGACGUGUUCGAAAGUUGUCAGGCAUUCAGGAUUGAGUCCCAGGCGCUGCACGAGGUGAUGCCGCAGAUCCACGACAAGCUGGCAGAACUGGAAGGGGACGAGUUCCAGCCGCUGGCAGCGCACUGCUACCACUGUGGCCAGAAGCCCUCGGACUUCCUGGUGCUGGAGGACCUGGCAGCAGCUGGGUUCAGGAUGGCCCAGGCAGGCCGUCCGCUGGACUAUGAGCACUGUGCGGCUGUGCUGAGGGCAUACGCCAGGCUGCACGCCACUUCAGCGUUUCUGCUCAUCAGACAGCCACAUUACAAGAACACUUUCUAUAACAAUAUGUUUACCAACCAAACCGCCCAGAAACAUUUCAGAUCGUUGGCUUCUAACGUAAUGUGCGCCCUAGCGAAUGAGUUGGAAAAGUGCCCUGGCUACGAGGAAUACUCCCAGAAGUAUAGGGAGUUUAUUGAACGACGUCUCGAUACAGCAUACAGAAUGUUAGAGGAGAACAAAAACCAAACAAACUUACCUGUAUUGACCCACGGCGACUGCUGGAAGAACAAUAUAAUGUUUAAGUAUCUGGACGGAGAAGUAACAGAGGUCCGCCUUCUCGAUUUUCAGGCAGCAAACGUGACCAGCCCGGCUACGGACCUGCAGUACUUCCUGUACUCGAACGCCAGUGAGGAGGUCCACCGCCACCGUUUGGGCGACCUGUUGCGCCACUACCACAACACGUUGGUGGGCCUGUUGCGUCGUCUGGGCAUGGAGCAGGCCGCGCAGGCGUACGGCAUGGAGGAACUCCAGCGGGACAUGGACCGCUGUUUGGCUGCAGCCGUUGUCUUCAGCGCCAUGAGUGGCUUCGUUCUGACUUCGGAGAAGUACGGCGCAGAAUAUGCACAGGCUUUCAACGACGUAGAAAAUUCAGAGCAAGCUCUCGCCAAGACCUUUGAUAAUCCAUAUUCUUUGUCGUAUAUGAAAUACCUCUCACCGAUUUUCGACAGUAAGGGAAUUUUGCUUCUUGUUGUGUACCAGACGAGAGAUUUAGUUCCAAGACAAGCCAACAACAUGGAAUUAUCAACUGAUACGCGACUUCCACCGCCUUCAUGGAUAAAUCAUGGUUUCAUAGAAUCUGCUUUGAAGACUGCAGAACGAAAGAAAAUUACCGUCGAUUCCAUCAACGUCCAGUACGCAAAUCCUGAAGGAGUUGGCUAUGGAAGCUUGAUGUUCAGACUCACUGCCAAUAUGAGAUAUGAAGGCAGUGAGCAGACAGAGAAGAAAACCAUGAUAGUGAAAACGGUUCUUGAGUCUGGUGAACUGCUCAAGGAUCUCAUAGAAAAAUGUGAUGUGUUCAAGAUCGAGGGAGAGAUGCUGCACAAUGUGAUGCCGCAAGUCCACGAGCUGUUGGCAGCACUGGAGAAUGAGGAGUUCCGGCCGAUAGCGGCCAAGUGCUAUCAAUGUGGCCGACAGCCCGCGCCCUUCUUAGUGCUGGAGGACCUGUCAGCAGCUGGAUUCAGGCUGGCUCAGGCUGGCCAGCCACUGGACCUCAAACACUGUGAAGUCACACUGCGGGCGUAUGCACGGCUGCACGCCGCCUCAGCGUACGUACUCUGCAAACAGCCCCACUACAAGGACACAUUCAGUUUCCACAUAUUCACGGACAAAAGCGCUCGACAGUUUGUAGAAACUAUGACCAAGAAGCUUUUCAUAGGACUAGCCAAUGAGUUUGACAAAUGUCCUGGUUAUGAGAAAUAUUCAGAAAAAUACAGGGCUUUUGCUGACCGCUUCCUCGAUUUAUCAUGUGAAAGAAUGGAGCAAAUCAAGAGGCAAACAAAGCUUCCGGUAUUGACCCAUGGUGACUGCUGGAAGAACAACAUGAUGUUUAAGUAUACGAAUGGAGAAGUAUCAGAAGUCCGUCUAGUUGAUUUUCAGGGUGUAUCAGCAACCAGCCCGGCCUCGGACCUGCUGUACUUCCUGUACUCGAGCGCCAGUGAAGACGUCCACCGACACCACAUGGAGGACCUGCUGCGCGAGUACCACAGCACGCUGGUGGGCCUGCUGCGGCGUCUGGGACUGGAACAGCAGGCAGACGCCUACACCUUCGAGGAGCUGAAGAAGGACAUGGACCACUGCUUAGUAAUCGGCGUUCAUUUCAGCAGCGCUAGUGGAUUAUUCCUCACUUCCGAGAAACAUGCCAAAGAAUAUGUAAAAGCAUUCAACAAUCCAGAGAAGUUUGAUGAGGUUAUCGUUAAAUCAUUUAGGAAUCCGUACACAAUGCCAUAUAUGAAAUAUCUCACGCCAAUUUUUGAUAAGAAAGGAAUUUUAUGAUCGUAUUUAAUUUUUAAAUGCACAGGACCUAGUUUUCGGAGCAUCUGAAAAACGGGUUGUAAGGACUAAUCGUCGAAUCGUCGACACUUGCAAAAGGCAACUCUUAAAUUCAUGAGUGAUUAAUAGCUAUACACAACGUUUCGAUUGUAGUUGUAAUACCUUUCCGCUACUCUACCACACAAAGAAAUGUGUCUGAUUUUAUUCUCCGUGUAUAUUUACGGGACAGAACCUUUCCAAUAAUUCAUGUUUGACCUGUGUCUGCCAUUGUUCAUAUGAUAAUUGGACACUAGUAAAUAUUUUCAUUGCUUCUUGUUACAACGCAAUUAACACCAA
Messenger RNA from Schistocerca cancellata (South American locust), 2898 nucleotides. RefSeq lists its product as uncharacterized. The transcript has 5 exons. NCBI's taxonomy places the organism in Eukaryota, Metazoa, Arthropoda, Insecta, Orthoptera, Acrididae. The record is from RefSeq and is a predicted model, not a curated record. Bases 1 to 2565 code for a protein of 854 amino acids.